Molecule: messenger RNA, 1101 nt
Organism: Colossoma macropomum (tambaqui)
Lineage: Eukaryota; Metazoa; Chordata; Actinopteri; Characiformes; Serrasalmidae
Gene: jagn1a
Product: jagunal homolog 1a
Exons: 3
Coding region: 116-667 (183 amino acids)
Biological process (GO): endoplasmic reticulum organization; vesicle-mediated transport; granulocyte colony-stimulating factor signaling pathway
Cellular component (GO): endoplasmic reticulum membrane
Source: RefSeq, a predicted model, not a curated record
GCAGAACUGACAGACGCGCUAGGGAGCAGCUGCACCAUCUCGGGUUUCUUCAGAUUUUAUCUGUUAAAACAGCUCUGGCGUUCCUCAGAUUUGCAGCAAAGCAGUGAGGUUUGCCAUGACGUCACGCACAGGUCCAAGAGCUGCGGGGACUGAUGGGAGUGACUUUAAGCACAGAGAGAAAGUGGCAUCUCACUACCAGAUGAGCGCUUCAUUAAAGUCAGAGAUCAAGAAGCUGACUAUUGUACAUCUUCUAAUAUGGGCAUUAGUAGCCGCCCAGGUGACAGUGGCCCACCUCAAGCUACUGUCCUAUGACAUUGUGGCCAUGCCAUACCAAUGGGAGUACCCAUAUCUUCUAAGUCUGCUACCCUCACUGCUUAAUGCCAUGGCCAUGCCCAAAAACAACAUCAGCUACCUGGUGAUCUCCAUGAUUAGCGCGGGCCUGUUUUCUGUGGCUCCGCUGAUCUUCGGCGCCAUGGAGAUGUUCCCGGUGGCCCAGCAGCUGUACCGGCAUGGCAAAGCUUACCGCUUCAUCUUUGGAUUUUCAGCUGUGUCAGUGAUGUAUCUGCUCAUGGUAAUUGCCAUCCAGGUACAUGCGUGGCAGAUUUAUUACAGCAAGAAGCUACUAGACGCCUGGUUUAACUCCACACAGGAAAAGAAGAAGAAGUAAAAUGGCCAACAAUGGAGAACUGGGUGCAGGCCAUGUUAUACUAUUUUGCUCACAAUUCUGACAUGCAUGGAAGUAUAAAAAAGUGAUAGAUGCACACGUAAGAUCAAACAGACCUGCAUACAAUUAGGCUGUGUUUGUUUACAGUGCAUUGUUUCUGGUCUGUCCACCAGUGUACAAUAUAUUUGUAUAGAUUCUUUAUGUGUGUAAUCUGUUAGGCCAUCAUGAAUUAUGUUUCUACUGAACGGAGUAGUGUUGAUAGACUACUGAGGCAUGUACUGUAAUACAUGUGUAUGUCUUUGAGGGAGACUGUAUGUGUGCAUGUAAAAUUUCUGCCUCUACAUUACAUCACAUUAUACUGUACUAUUAUGCUAUGGCCUUUUAACCUCAAUGCUUUUUUUUCAAUGCUCUCAAAAUAAAAGAAGAUUGUUUAAAAA